AUGCCUUCCGUGGAACUGCUCCCAUCAAUCUCACUGAUAGGCAACAUCAGGUUCUUAGAUGGGCUACUGGUUCAGUCGAGAUAUUCUUCUCCCAAUGACCGGCCAGCUGCUGCUUAUGUCCUUCUUGCUCGGCAAGAUUUGGCGAUGUCAACUUUGGCACGUAAAUGCAAGUAUAAGGAAGUUGAAACACCGACCAAUGUGAAUGUAAUCUCUAUGUUUACACCUUAUAUGCUUAAUCUGCACCCAGUGACAAUAUCUUCUACUAUUUCCGAUGCAAUUGUAUUGGAAGGAACUAAACUUGAGGACACAGAUUCAGUUGAUGGGUCUUUGUUAGAUGGUAUGGAGCAUAUUUUUAACUCUAGCACACAGCUGCGUUAUGGUCGUGAUCUGAGGUUGAAUGAGGUUAGACGCCUUUUGUACCCUUCAAGACCUGUGGCAAUUCAAACAUCAGUUAAACAUAGUGCAUCAGAUCAGGACCUCCAGCAGACUCAAUUGUGGCAUCUUGCCCAAAGAACCACCUUCACCACCACCGGUCACAACACCGACUUCACCACCCCCGGUGACCUCCGCUCACAGCCUUACACCUCCCUCAAUUUCUUCCUUCUGCACACAGUAACAAAUCACCCUUCAUCCUCGUCAAACUUUAUUCUCUUUGUUAACAACACACAAAUCCGCUUCAUCUCUAUUACAGUCGUUCAACGCUAUUAUCCGUCACCAUCCAAACCCAAAACAAACUAG
This is a messenger RNA of Vicia faba (fava bean), 738 nucleotides long. Lineage: Eukaryota; Viridiplantae; Streptophyta; Magnoliopsida; Fabales; Fabaceae. The record is from the annotation of a GenBank genome assembly.